AUGUAUGAUAAGUCUCGCGUGCCUUCAUACAAUAAUGUGCCAUCUCAUCCGUACCGUGUACAAUACAGUCAUUGGUCACCGGACACACCAACUAUCCAGACAGCCAUUACUCCUACAUUAUUGCAAACUACGGGAACACUCUCUUCUACUUCCUAUUUCUCUCAACCACAACGAGCCAAACAAGUAACCACACCGAACUAUGUUAAUUAUACUCCACCUUCACCACUGCUACCAUUAAAGCUACCGUUAUCAUCAUCAUCACCAUCACCAUCAUCAUCAUCAUCAUCAUCACGUUUACAUCAUUUUCAACGUCCUAAAUCAUCAAUCGUUUGGAAUGUUGAAUCAAUAAAUCAAGCAGUACUUAAUGGAAAUAGUCUCCGACAACGUUCUGAAUCAAAAGCUAUAAUUGGUAUUGUUAAACCUAUGGUUCAUCAACGUUCAUUCACUCAAUUAAACAAUACUAAUAAUGAAAGUAAAUUUCCGGAGUUAAUGACGGGUUCUUAUGGUCAGAUUUUAAAACGUUCAUUAUAUCCAUCAUCAUCAUCAAUAAUGUCACAUGCACCAUCUGAAACGUCUGCAGUCGUUUAUCGAUCUCGUCCUAUUUCAUCAUAUAACAAUUUAAAUAGUCAUCCACCUAUGGUUCCCCGACGACACUCAUCAAUCAAUAAUAGUAAAUCUUUUUCUUCUCAUCGUUCAUCAAGAACAACAUCAAGAACCUCAUCUAUUCUUGGUUUUAAUGAGUUCUUAGCAACACCACCAUCAUCGAAUGAAACUGAACAACAACAACAACAACAGCACGAGCAAGAACAACAAGAAAAUGAGGAUAGAAUUACUAUUGAUGUUAAGCGUCUUGAAAUGUUUUAUGGAAGCGUUGGUACAAUAAUUAAAUCAGCUUGUUCAAUAGCUCGUCUGUAUACGGCUACCACACGACAAUUAGUCAAUUUUAAAAAUUGGUCAUAUCAACAACGUGGUGUACCUGUUUGGAUAUAUAAUACGGGAGCUAAUUUAAAACGAGCACAACAAGUUCGAUUAUUAUUAGCUCAACAUGAAAGUUGUUUUGGCAUCUGGUCAAGUUUAGUUUCAGAUAAAGCUGAAUUACAUUUACUAAAAGAUAAUUACAUGACAUGUUGGUUGCCAGAAUCUAAUUUAUUUGUUGUAUUUCUAUUCGAAUGUAAUGAUGCAUGUCGAUUAUUUUUUCGAUAUUAUUAUGAAAUAUUAGAACAUGAAAGACGUAUGAAUUUAGCAAAUCAAUCGUCAUUAAUACCCGAAAUAAUGAUACAACAACAGACAACGAAAACGAGCAGUAAUAAUAAAGAAGUUCCACGCCGUUAUUCACGAUUACGAACAAUAUCAAAUAAACAUGAUCAAGAAAAAGAGCAACAAGAAUCUAAUACGCGUCGUUGUCGUAGCUUAUCAAGAAUUCGAACAGUUAAAAAGUCAGCUAUAUCAGGACCGAUUAAUUUUGAACAUGUAAAUCAUAUAAGUAGUGGUUGUAAUCAAGAGCGUCCAUUAUCAAACACAGUGACUUUGCGUUCUUUACAUGCAUCAAUGUCACAUUUACCGACUAAUGGCACAUUAAUUGAUCGAUAUUCUAAGCAAACUAAAAACCGCGCUUCUACUUUAUUUGAACCACGAACAACAGCAGUCUAA
This is a messenger RNA of Rotaria socialis, 1650 nucleotides long. NCBI's taxonomy places the organism in Eukaryota, Metazoa, Rotifera, Eurotatoria, Philodinida, Philodinidae. The record is from the annotation of a GenBank genome assembly.